AUGUUGUCAAAGUGGACUAUCGACAGUUCAAGAUGUCACAUCGUUGUUACUGACAAUGCGAGCAACAUGACAAAUGCCGUGCAGUUGGCCGGUUUGACGGGCAGCCCAUGCUUCAUUCACACACUGCAGUUAGCGAUCAGCGAUGCCAUCUUUUCCCAAAGAAGUGUCAGCGACAUGAUUGCCAAGGCGAAACAAAUGGUCACACACUUUCGUCACUCGGCGCUCGGAAGUAGCAGGCUAGCAGAACUCCAAAGUGAUCUGGGUCUUCCAAAGAAAAAGUUGAUUCAGGAUGUGGCGACAAGAUGGAAUUCCACUUACUACAUGUUGGACAGGCUGUUGGAGAAUAAGAGGGCUGUCACACUCUACUCUGCUGAAACACCAACCACAACUCUUUCGCCCAACAAGUGGUCGUUGAUGGAGAAGGUCCUUCGCUUGCUUCAACCGCUCAAGGAAUACACUAAGCUGAUGAGCAACAACAAUUCGUGCAUAUCCGAAGUGAUUCCCGCCAUUACAGUGUUGAAGAAAUUUUUAAGCAGAGAUGACGGCGAGAAGACAGCUGGAGUACGCACAAUGCGCGAUGAGCUGAGCAGUGCCUUGGAAAGAAGAUUCCAAUCAACCUUUUCCAACAAGAAUUUCGUGUUGGCUACAACUAUUGAUCCAAGAUUCAAAACAAAGUUUUGUAAAGAUGAUGGUCGUUCUACGCUGAUUGAUGAGCUCAAUUCUGGCCAAGAUUCCUCAGAGUCCGUUACGUCAAGCCCAAAGGAGAAAGAGUCGACACCUGACAUAGAAGAUGCAGAAGAGUGUGGUAAUGUUGAUACAUGA
This is a messenger RNA of Dendronephthya gigantea, 822 nucleotides long. Its product is annotated as zinc finger BED domain-containing protein 4-like. NCBI's taxonomy places the organism in Eukaryota, Metazoa, Cnidaria, Anthozoa, Malacalcyonacea, Nephtheidae. The transcript is spliced from 3 exons. The record is from RefSeq and is a predicted model, not a curated record. Bases 1 to 822 code for a protein of 273 amino acids.